AUGCCCUUGCCCUUUGAAUUUGAGGGGAAGGAGUUGGAUUUAGAGCUUGUUUUCAAUAAUAAUAAUAAUAGGGCUAAUUCAUCUUGGUGGGGGAGCAAUAAUUUGAACGGUAAUUGUGUUUUGAAUAGCUGUGGUGAGCCUACAUCUGUACUUGAUAUUGAAAGGAGUCCCAGAAGGGCUAUAUCUUCCUCAACCCUGUCUUCAUCUUUAGGCGGCGGCGGCGGAGACAUAGCUGGUGGUGGGGCUGCUUCCACUGACACGGCCGGGGUGGCGGCAGUUUCAGGUGACAAUGAGAAAAACCCAUCCUUGAAAUGGCUGCAAGACUCCACUACUGCCACCAGCUCCAACACGGGAGUUGUUUCUCAGUUACUGCCUGCUCCUCCAUCUCUCGAGAUUGGGACUGCCGCCGCCGCCGCCGCCGCCGGCGGAAGCGCCGCCGGAAAAUGUGCAAUGGACGAGUGGGAAAGCGUGUUGUCGGAGUCUGCGGUUGCCUCGCCAAGCCAUGAGCAGUCCAUUCUGCCGUGGAUCAUGGGGGAUGUGGAUGACCCGGAAAUGGGCAGCCUGAACAAGGUUUUUCAAUUUGGGACUACCCCGCCGCCGCCCACGGUGGACUUUGAGUUCAACGGUGGUUUUGGGGUGGUGGAUCAAGCCUUUGGCACGGACUCAGUUGGCCAGUUUGGUUCAAAUUUUAUGCACAGCUCUAGUUCCCCCAGCAACAGAUCCAACGAUGAAAAGAUUGAAAUGAAGGCUCCCAUUUUCAACCAACAGAUGCUGAUAAACCAGAACCAAACUCAACAUCCACAAAACCAAUCAUUUUUCUUGCCACUGUCAUAUGCAAACCAGCAUGAACAGAAUCUUUUCAUGCCACCCAAGGCAAAAAGACACAACCCGCGGGCUGCCAGAGAAGGCCUCGAGCCAGGUGGUCAAAUACCGAAAGGGCCGUUUUCAGUUCCUGGGAAAGAGCUGUUGAUGGGAAGACAAGUCCAGCAUCAGCAGCCAAUGUCUUAUCAGCUUCAGUUACUUCUGCAGCAAAGGCCACCCGGAGCGUUGGGCCCAGGACCAAAGCCAAAGAUGGGUGGGGGUGAUUUAGCGUAUUGCCAUCAGCAACAGCAACAACGGGCUAUAAUUGAUCAGCUUUACAAGGCCACAGAGCUGGUCCAGAUGGGAAUUCCAACACUUGCUCAAGAGAUAUUGGCGCGGCUCAAUCACCAGCUCUCUCCCAUUGGCAAGCCUUUCCAUAGAGCUGCUUUCUACUGCAAGGAGGCGUUGCAAUUGACUAUUCAUAAAAACAACAAUAUGAUCCCUUCUACCGCGACUGCUUUGCCUUUUAGUCUCAUUUUCAAAAUUGGUGCCUACAAAUCUUUCUCUGAGAUCUCACCCCUUGAACAAUUUGCCAAUUUUACUUGCAACCAAGCCAUCCUUGAAGUCGUGGAAGGAUUUGAUAGAAUUCAUGUUGUGGAUUUUGAUAUUGGUUAUGGUGGGCAAUGGGCCUCGCUGAUGCAGGAGCUUGCAUUAAGGAGUGAGGGUGCACCAUCACUUAAAAUCACUGCAUUUUCAUCUCCCUCAACCCAUGAACAGCUAGAGCUCAGCCUCACCCGGGAAAAUCUAAUUCAUUUUGCUAACGAAAUCAAUAUUGUGCUUGAGUUUGAGGUUAUGAGUAUUGAUUCUUUGAAUUCUGGUUCUUGGUCUCUGUCUUCUCAAGUAUCAGAGAAUGAGGCGAUAGCAGUGAAUCUCCCAGUUGGUUCUCUUGCUAUUUAUCAGUUGUCAGUACCAUUGGUUCUUCGCUUUGUUAAGCACCUGUCCCCAAAAGUUGUGGUUUCUGUGGACAGAGGAUGUGAUAGGAUUGACCUACCAUUUCCCGACCAUAUAAUUCAUGCUCUUCAAUCCUAUUCGAACCUGCUUGAGUCUCUAGAUGCUGUCAAUCUGAAUAUGGAUACUCUACAAAAGAUUGAAAGGUUCUUGCUCCAACCAGGAAUUGAGAAAAUAGUGAUGGGGCGUUUUCGUGCUCCUGAAAAGUCGCAGCAUUGGAGGACUUUAUUUUUGUCAUCCGGAUUCUCCCCCAUAACAUUUAGCAAUUUCACAGAAUCACAAGCUGAGUGUGUGGUGAAGAGGACUCCUGUUCAGGGAUUCAAUGUAGAGACAAGGCAGUCUUCACUUGUUCUUUGCUGGCAACGGAAGGAGUUGAUCUCUGCAUCGGCUUGGAGAUGCUAA
Messenger RNA from Fraxinus pennsylvanica, 2211 nucleotides. Lineage: Eukaryota; Viridiplantae; Streptophyta; Magnoliopsida; Lamiales; Oleaceae. The record is from the annotation of a GenBank genome assembly.